AUGGAGUACGGAAGUGGAGGAAGUGGGUCCCCUGGGGACCACCUUCAUCACCAUGAUGGUUCUGAUUCCCAGAAGAGGAAGAAGCGCUACCAUCGUCACACUGCUAAUCAGAUUCAGAGGCUUGAAUCGAUCUUCAAGGAGUGUCCUCAUCCAGAUGAGAAGCAAAGGUUACAAUUAAGCAGGGAGUUAGCCUUGGCUCCUAGGCAGAUCAAAUUCUGGUUCCAGAACAGGAGGACCCAGAUGAAGGCCCAGCAUGAAAGAGCAGAUAAUUGUGCACUAAGGGCAGAGAAUGACAAGAUAAGGUGUGAGAACAUAGCCAUAAGGGAGGCCCUGAAGAAUGUUAUCUGCCCCUCUUGUGGUGGUCCUCCUCUCAAUGAGGAUUCUUAUUUUGACGAGCAAAAAUUGAGAUUGGAGAAUGCACAACUCAAAGAGGAGCUUGAUAGAGUGUCUAGCGUUGCAGCCAAGUACAUUGGAAGACCAAUUACUCAACUCCCACCAGUUCAACCUAUUCAUAUAUCAUCUCUAGACUUGUCAAUGGGGAGUUUUGGGAACCAAGGGUUGGGUAGCCUUUCACUUGAUCUUGAUCUUCUCCCAGGGAGUUCUUCAUCCAUUCCAAAUGUGCCUUACCAACCUGCUGGUCUUUCAGACAUGGAUAAGUCUCUCAUGUCAGACAUUGCUUCAAAUGCAAUGGAAGAAUUAAUCAGUCUCUCGCAGACAAAUGAUCCCUUGUGGAUGAAGUCAAGCACUGAUGGGAGAGAUGUCCUUAAUUUUGAAACCUAUGAAAGAAUGUUCCCAAAGCCAAAUUGUCAAUUGAAGAACCCCAAUGUUCGCAUUGAAGCUUCCAGAGACACAGGAGUUGUAAUCAUGAAUGGCUUAACUUUGGUUGACAUGUUUAUGGAUCCAAACAAGUGGAUGGAGCUAUUUUCCACUAUUGUCACAACAGCAAGAACUAUUGAAGUUAUAUCUUCUGGAAUGAUGGGUGGUCAUGGUGGUUCUUUGCAAUUGAUGUAUGAAGAGUUGCAAGUGCUUUCUCCACUUGUUUCUACUCGAGAAUUCUACUUCCUGCGUUACUGUCACCAAAUUGAGCAAGGUUUAUGGGCAAUAGUAGAUGUUUCAUAUGAAUUUCCCCGAGAUAACCAAUUUGCUCCUCAAUUUCGAUCUCACCGUCUUCCUUCUGGUUGCGUUAUCCAAGACUUGCCUAAUGGAUAUUCCCAGGUUACUUGGAUUGAACAUGUAGAGAUUGAAGAUAAAACUCCAGUUCAUCGGCUUUAUAGAAAUCUUAUUUAUAGUGGUUUUGCAUUUGGAGCACAAAGAUGGCUUACUACCCUUCAGAGGAUGUGUGAAAGAAUUGCUUGUCUAAUGAUGACAGGCAAUUCUACCCGGGAUCUUGGAGGAGUAAUUCCAUCUCCUGAGGGCAAGAGAAGCAUCAUGAAACUUGCACAAAGGAUGGUCAACAAUUUCUGUGCAAGCAUUAGUGCAUCACCUGCACAUAGAUGGACCACACUCUCAGGGUUGAAUGAGAUUGGAGUUAGAGUCACUGUCCAUAAGAGCUCAGAUGCUGGCCAACCUAAUGGUGUGGUGCUAAGUGCAGCCACUACCAUUUGGCUCCCACUCCCUCCACAAACUGUGUUCAAUUUCUUCAAGGAUGAAAGAAAAAGACCUCAGUGGGAUGUUCUUUCCAAUGGUAAUGCUGUGUCAGAGGUUGCUCAUAUAGCAAAUGGUUCACACCCUGGUAACUGCAUUUCUGUGCUCAGAGCUUUAAACACAAGUCAGAACAACAUGUUGAUACUCCAAGAGAGCUGCAUUGAUUCAUCAGGUUCCCUUGUGGUGUAUUGUCCUGUUGAUCUUCCAGCAAUGCACAUAGCAAUGAGUGGUGAAGACCCUUCAUACAUUCCUUUACUACCAUCUGGUUUCACAAUUUCAUCUGAUGGCCAAAAUGAUCAAGGAGAUGGAGCAUCAACAAGUUCAAACACAAACAUGAACAUGGGGAGGCCAGGGGGGUCACUCAUAACUGUUGCCUUCCAAAUUCUAGUUAGUAGCUUGCCAUCUGCAAAGAUUAACAUGGAUUCGGUGGCAACUGUUAAUGGCCUUAUUGGAAACACUGUCCAGCAAAUAAAAGCUGCUUUGAAUUGUCCUAGUUCCUGA
Gastrolobium bilobum is the source of this 2145-nucleotide messenger RNA. Its product is annotated as homeobox-leucine zipper protein HDG11-like. The transcript has 10 exons. Lineage: Eukaryota; Viridiplantae; Streptophyta; Magnoliopsida; Fabales; Fabaceae. Gene Ontology annotation, molecular function: DNA binding; DNA-binding transcription factor activity, RNA polymerase II-specific; lipid binding. The record is from RefSeq and is a predicted model, not a curated record. Bases 1 to 2145 code for a protein of 714 amino acids. Gene Ontology annotation, biological process: regulation of DNA-templated transcription.